Messenger RNA from Bufo gargarizans (Asiatic toad), 1428 nucleotides. It is a transcript of the gene RORB, whose product is annotated as RAR related orphan receptor B. The record is from RefSeq and is a predicted model, not a curated record. The transcript is spliced from 10 exons. Gene Ontology annotation, molecular function: RNA polymerase II cis-regulatory region sequence-specific DNA binding; zinc ion binding; nuclear receptor activity. Bases 1 to 1413 code for a protein of 470 amino acids. Gene Ontology annotation, biological process: regulation of transcription by RNA polymerase II. Gene Ontology annotation, cellular component: nucleus. NCBI's taxonomy places the organism in Eukaryota, Metazoa, Chordata, Amphibia, Anura, Bufonidae.
AUGUGUGACAACUAUCUCAGGCUGAAAUCUGAUGUGAUUGCACAAAUUGAAGUGAUACCAUGCAAAAUUUGUGGAGAUAAAUCUUCAGGAAUCCACUAUGGUGUCAUCACUUGUGAAGGUUGCAAGGGAUUCUUCAGAAGAAGUCAACAAAACAAUGCCUCUUACUCAUGCCCAAGGCAGAGGAACUGUUUAAUUGACAGAACAAAUAGAAAUCGCUGCCAACACUGUAGACUGCAAAAGUGUCUUGCCCUGGGAAUGUCUAGAGAUGCUGUAAAAUUUGGGCGAAUGUCAAAAAAACAGCGAGAUAGUCUGUAUGCUGAAGUCCAGAAACACCAACAACGGUUACAAGAGCAGAGACAACAGCAAAGUGGAGAGGCAGAAGCCUUAGCCAGGGUAUAUAGUAGCAACAUCAGCAAUGGUCUAAGUAAUCUCAACAAUGAGACUGGAGCCACUUACUCCAAUGGACACAUCAUUGAUUUGCCCAAGUCUGAGGCGUAUUACAGUGUGGAUUCUUCACAGCCCUCCCCGGACCAAUCAGGCAUAGACAUAACUGGAAUGAAACAAAUAAAGCAAGAACCUAUUUAUGACCUUACGUCCGUACCAAACUUAUUUAUGUAUAGCUCUUUCAACAGUGGACAGAUCACAACUGGAAUAAGCAUGAGUGAAAUAGAUCGAAUUGCACAAAAUAUCAUAAAGUCCCAUUUGGAGACGUGUCAAUACACAAUGGAUGAGCUUCAUCAAUUAGCUUGGCAGACUCAUUCAUAUGAAGAAAUUAAAGUAUACCAGAGCAAGUCGAGAGAAGCUCUGUGGCAGCAGUGUGCCAUUCAGAUUACCCAUGCAAUACAGUACGUCGUGGAGUUUGCAAAGCGAAUAACAGGCUUUAUGGAACUAUGCCAGAAUGAUCAAAUAUUGUUACUUAAGUCAGGCUGUUUGGAAGUAGUUCUAGUAAGAAUGUGCCGUGCCUUCAAUCCAUUAAACAACACUGUUCUUUUUGAAGGAAAAUAUGGAGGAAUGCAGAUGUUCAAGUCACUAGGUUCUGAUGAUUUAGUGAAUGAAGCAUUUGACUUUGCAAAGAGUUUAUGUUCACUUCAGCUGACGGAGGAAGAAAUUGCCUUGUUUUCUGCGGCUGUACUGAUAUCACCAGAAAGGCCAUGGCUCAUAGAACCAAGGAAAGUUCAGAAGCUUCAAGAGAGAAUUUAUUUUGCACUUCAGCAUGUGAUUCAGAAGAACCACUUAGAUGAUGAGACAUUGGCAAAGUUAAUAGCCAAGAUACCAAACUUAACUGCACUUUGCAACUUACAUGGAGAGAAGCUGCAGGUAUUUAAGCAAUCCCACCCAGAAAUAGUGAAUACGCUAUUUCCUCCAUUGUACAAGGAGCUAUUUAACCCUGACUCAAGCACUGGCUGCAAGUGAAGACAGUGGGAUUUU